AAUGACUGUUGUGCUGUCUUCCAUGUUGAACUUUGUUUUUGACAGUGUGGGAAAUGUCUGUCUCUAAUGAUGUUCAGCGUGGCUGUAGUGGCAGUAGACAGAACGUGCUGGCAUUAAUGAUGACUGCAGUUACCGUAUAUAAACUGUAAGAUUACUAUUUUGCAGGCCACAAAUGCAAAGAAAAUAUAUAAUAAAACUUAAUUAAAAUACAUUUUGGGGUAAAACCUGAAACUGUUAAUUUAAAACAUUUUCAAAACACAGUUGCACAUGAUUAUUACCUUUAUUGACAAGUUUCUAUUUUGAGGCUUCCGCUGUAGAACUGAUCACAUUAAAAUGGCUUGUCUAACAAUAUGUCUGCUCAUCAGAUUUCACUAGACAGAAUAUCUUAUUUGAUGCAAAGGUCACAGCUCUGUUUAUACGUGCUCGACUAUGAACGACUGUAUAACUCCGGAUCUGUGCUAUCACUGUCACUGUCACUAUCACCAAAUCUGAACUAAUAUAAAAGUCGGACAUGCAAUAACCGCCAUAAAGACAAGCGAUGGACAUGCAGUUUACUGACUACACCAUGGACUUUAAGCCAUUCAUAGCUGAUAAGAACACAUGGAGCUGAAUUGCUGGAAAGACUGAAUUUCCUUCCAACGAUUCAGACACACGCUGUGAAGUUAGCUGAGGUGACAGGUCCAGGGAAAAUCAAAAAGCACCGAGCAAGAAUUCUUUGUCAUGUGUCUGUAGACAUGAAGGCGAUGAUUGUUCUCUCAGUUUUGUUCACAGCUCUGCUGGUCACUGUGUCGUCCUGCACUGAAGGGCAGUUCACUUGCAAAUCUGAAGAAUGUCAGGAUGCUGAAGUGGUGUGUGACUUUAAGUGGGAUUGUAAAGAUGGAUCUGAUGAGGAGUUCUGUGGCACGUGUGACUUUGAGCUUCACUCCUGUGGAUGGAAUUCCAGCUCCGAUGGCUGGAAACGACUGAUGGUAAACACAACGUCCAUACCAGGGGGGGACCACACCACAGGAAAACCAUGGGGACACGUUAUGUACACAAACAAGUCCAAAUCUGACUUGGUAUACUCUGUUGACAAACUACCUGCCCUCGGAUGUCAAAUCAGCUUCUGGUACUACUGCAAUGUUAUAGGUUCAGGAUUUUAUUCAAAUUGCCUUAAACUACUUAUGACCAGAGGUGAUGUGGAAAACGUAUUGCUGGAGGACCGUGCAGAUAAAAUAAACACAUGGACAAUGGCCACAGUCUUUCUUGGUAAUCAGCCAGGUGGAUACAAGCUGCUGUUUUCAACACCAUCCAUUUUUGGAGUUGAUGAUAAUAUGUUGGAUGACAUUCGCUUUGAAAACUGCGGAGAGGGCGAUGUUCCCGCUGAGUCAGAUCGACUCUCCUGUGAUUUUGAGAAGGAUGCAUGUUCAUGGUACCAUGACUACACCGCCAAUCUUUUAUGGAAAAGGUCUAACAGGGAGUUUCAGGAUGACCAGCAGAAGAAUUUCUGCAUGCUUAUCAAGGCUUCAGCCACUCUGAAUGUCUCAUCAACUGCCAGGCUCGUCAGCUACCCUCAACCUAAAGGUCAUAUAUGUGUGAGCUUCAGCUAUCGCAUAUUUGGCAACAGUAUUGGUUCACUGAAGUUCAUAACAAAGCAUCCAGGUGAGGCAGAGGAUGUCAUAUGGAUUAGAAGUGGCACCCAGGGAAACAUAUGGCGUUUUGCUGACCUCACCUUUGAUACUGACAAGCCAAUACAGUUCAUUAUAGAGUCGGUUGUGGGCGGGGAUCAAGGAAUCAUUGAGAUCGAUGACAUAGUGGUGAACAGCACCCCCGAUGGUUCUUGUCCACCUGAAAGAGAGUGCACUUUCCAAGGUUCCCUCUGCGGACUUCAGCCCCAGGUGUCAAACUCCACCUGGAGCCGAGUGAGGGGAGCAGACCUACCAGCCGUGUCAUCAGGCCCUACAGAAGAUCACACUCUGGGGACAGAGGAAGGGUAUUACCUAAGUGCCCAGUUGUGGAAUCACUCCUUGGGGUCAACAGCUGUAGUCAGGACAGCAGUAUUGCCGCCCACUCCCCCUGACGGAGAAUGUCUAAUGUUCUGGUACUACAUGGAGGGAAGUGGAGCGGGUGAACUCACUGUGUACCUUGAGAGCCUGGAUGAGCAGCUCUGGAAGCGAAGUGGAGAUCAGGGAAGACACUGGAGGCAUGGACGAGUGACGCUCCUCAGCCCAGGUUCCGUGUAUCAGGUGAUUUUUGAGGCGACUGCUGGAAAUGAGCUUGAACGAGAUAUUGCCAUCGAUGACCUGACAGUGCUGAAUGGUGCCUGUCCCCCAGAAGGCUUUUGUGACUUUGAGAUGGACCUGUGUGGUUGGGUGAACAAUCCUCCAGCAGAGUCUGGAGUCUACUGGGACUGGCUCUCAGGCCACAGUGCUGGUGUGUUAGUCCCAGAUAGCGACCACUCUACAGGUUCAUCUUUAGGUCACUUUUUGUUUUUCCUUGGCAAUAACAAUAGAAGGAUAGCCUCCCUGGAGAGUGAGACGAUGAUGGCUGUCGAUAAAGCCUGCCUUGAACUCUGGCACUUAUCGAAAGGGUGGGGAAGUGAGCGCCCUUCGACUGUGUUACUUACAGUUUUUCUAAAUGAGUCAAGUGGACUGCGUGCUGUUUAUGAAACAAGAGGAGUUUUGGAUGGGACAUGGAUCCAAAAAAGGGUGGAUUACAGUUCUUUGGAGCCUCACCAGAUUGUUUUACAAGCAACAUUUCCUGGCGGUGUGGAGGAAAUUUUUUCCCUGGAUGACAUCUUCAUCAUUAGAGACCAGUCUUGCAAUGACAGCAUCACAACAACCACCCCUGUCCCUCCCACCGCCACCACCCCGUCACCUCCCUCUGCCAUGGAUUGCACAUUUGAACAAGGUCUGUGUAAUUGGGUCCAAGAGGACAGUGGCAGUUUGAACUGGACUCUGAGCAGUGGACGUCUUGUGGACCAAUCGUGGGACGGACCUGACUAUGAUCAUACGCAGGGAAAUAAUGAAGGUUUCUUUCUGCUGUUGAAUGGAUCCAGGUCCAGUGCUGAAGGUAAAGCAGUCAUCUCUGUUCCUGUGGCGAAAGCCAACUCUGAAAUCUGUGUUGGAUUCUGGUAUUACAUGCUCGGACCUUCUGUGUCCACCCUGGAUCUGAGCGUUCAGAUGGAAACCUCCAAACUGUUGGUCUGGACUCGAAGGGCGACACAGAAUCCAGAGUGGAUGAACGCACAAGUUACCAUCAGUGGGAAUGAUGUCAUGCGGAUAAUGUUCACUGGCCAUAGAAAAAAUAAGAGCCAAGGAUUUAUCGCCAUCGAUGAUGUCACAGUGAGGGAGGGAGCCUGCCAUACCCAGAAUGUUUGUGGGUUUGAGUCCAACCUUUGUGACUUUCAAAACGAUGUUAAUCAUCUGGGUCACUGGGACCGGAAAAGAGGAACCAACCAUCAGGUGGAUCACUCUUACGGAACUGAACAUGGAUUCUAUUUGACCGCAAUGACAACAAAUAGUACAAACCCUAAGAAGGCUCAGCUGCUCACACCAGAGAUCACGUCAGAUACAGAGAUGUGUGUGCGUUUCUGGUACUGGUUGCCUUCAAGCCCCUCUAAUGAACUAGUGAUUUAUGUGAUGAGGAGUGGGUCAGUAGGUGAUGCCCUUUGGCAAAGCUCUGGAGUGCCGUCCACAGACUGGGAGGUAGCAGAGGUCACUGUGUCCUCGCCAGGGAAAUUCCAUGUGGUAUUUUCAACUACCCAUGUACCGGGCAGUACCACUACAGUAAAACUAGACGAUAUUUCAGUGAGCACUGGGGCUUGUCAUCCUCCAGUUAGCUGCGACUUUGAGUCUGGGCAAUGCAACUGGAUCAAUAUCCCCAGAGAAGAUGGGCAUGACUGGUUCCCGGCUAAUGGUGGCUUUCAUGGUCCUUCGACAGACCACACCACUCAGACCCCAGAAGGUAAUUUUCUGCUGAGCUCAUCACCUCACCUGGACAACAGCAGUCUAGCACAAGUGGUGUCGGAGUGGAUUUAUCCCAAAGACACGGCUUACUGUGUCAGUUUGUGGUACUACACAGACAGCAGUGAAUCUGGGACGUUGCGAGUGUAUGUGCAGUUUAAUCGAAGCAGAGCCGACCGGGAAUUGAUUUUUCACGCCAACAGCAGUCUGCAGAGGUGGAGCAGGUUCUCUCAGACCGUGAACAUAACCAAACCUUUUCAGCUGCUGAUCGAGGGAGAAGCUUCCGGUGGAGGAUUCACUGCCAUUGAUGAUGUCAUCGUCACACCAGGGCAGUGUAAAGUCAAUGAAACAAGUUCAGGACUUGAGGGCUGCACAUUUGAAACUGGCACAUGUCACUGGGAGGACAAGAGUGUCGGCCAGUCCCAGUGGGUGAGAGGAAGAAAUGCUACAGGGAACACUGGACCACCUGUGGACCACACACUUGGCACUGAUCUGGGUUGGUACAUGGCUGUGGAGCCUGAUACAGGAGACCAGAUUACACCUGCGGCCCUACAGGGUCCCAUGAUGUCACACGCUAGCACCACCUGCACUUUACACUUCUACUACAACAUGUAUGGAGAAGACCAUAAAGAGCUGAGCCUGUUGGUUGAAAGAGGCUCUAGGUCCACAGCUCUGUGGUGGCGCUCAGGUGGCCACGGAAACCUGUGGCAACACGGUGAAGUAGUGGUUGGGAGAAUUCCUCAGGACUUCAACUUCCUGUUUUCAGCUUCCAGAACAUUCAAUAAGCCUGGACACCUGGCCAUUGAUGACAUAAGCUUUACAAACUGCAGUCUUCCUGAGCCACAACCUCAGUGUCCAGAGAAUAUGUUCACGUGCAACAACAGUGCGUGUGUAGAGCACAAUCAAGUGUGUGACUUCAGUGAUGACUGUGGCGAUUGGUCUGAUGAGAGACACUGUGAGCGUCACGGUGUAGUGGAACGCUGCAGUUUCGAACGAGGCCUGUGUUCCUGGGCGGAGAGUGAAGGGGACAAACCUGGAGAUGAGUGGAAGGUGCACGCAGGCCAGGAGGCGUGGCCCAACCUAGGGCCUCCACGGGAUCACACACACAAUUUUGCUGCAGGUUCCUAUAUUGUACCAGGGACUCACCUCAGCACCAAGGGCGAGACAUCAGAGAUUGUCUCUAAGACUUUACUACCCAGUUUGAACUGCACUAUGAGAUUCUUCUACUUCAGUCUGAACGACACGGCUGCAGCUGGACUGUCAGCCCUGUCGAGGACAUGGUCGUCUGGAAGUGGAGACGCAGCCCUGUGGCUGCAGGAGAAGUCGCAGAGCUACAGUUGGCAGAGAGCAGAAGUCACGUUCUCAUCGUCAUCCAACAGCAAGAUCGUCUUCAGAUAUGAACUGGGUGAUGGAAAGCAAGGGACGAUUGCACUGGACGACAUUUCGUUCUCCAAAGAGUGUGUGUUUGAUGCUGACAACAACCAGCUCCCAGACCCACCGCCAACCUCAACACCACCUACAACAGCGGUCACACCCUGUCAGGAAAAUGAGUUUUUCUGUUGGGCAUCUGCCGGAAAAGAGUGUAUUCUUUCCAGCAAGCGGUGUGAUUAUCAUACAGACUGUUCUCAGGGGGAGGAUGAGGACGGCUGUGGUCCAUGCACAUUUGAGAAAGAUCAGUGCCAGUGGAGUGACACCAGUGAAGGACAGAUCAAGUGGCAGCGACAGAAAGCCAGUAUCACCAGCGUGCCACCCACUGAUCACACUACACAAACAGGCUUUUACAUGAAAGUGAAUAUCAGUCAGAGAACCGCAGAGACGGAGGCUCGGCUCCAGAGUCCCCCGCUCCCUCCUUCGUCCCCCUACUGCCAGAUUCUGUUUCACUUCCACAUCAGUGCAGAGAGUACUGGGUCACUCAGAGUGCUUAUGCAGCAAGCUGGAGGCAGUGAAGCAAUCCUGUGGUCACACAGUCACAAAACUGUCUCCAAUUGGACUACAGAGUCUCUGUUCUUAGGCCUGCACCAUCAGCCUUAUAAGAUUUUGUUUAGUGCAGCCCAGGGUGCCACAGAAACGGCACCUGGUAUAUUUGCAGUGGAUGAUAUCGCUUUUGUAAACUGUAACCAAUCCUAUCAACCACCAGCUCUCUCUGCAUAUGACUGUUCAUUUGAAGAAGGUCUGUGUGUUUGGAUGCAAGGGGCUGAAGAUGAGUUGGACUGGUUCCUAAUGUCAGGUCCCACUGAAACCCCCAACACUGGACCAGCAGGAGACCACACAACCAGCAAAGGAAGGUACCUUUACGUCGACAGUUUUCUUCCACAUACUAAGGGCAAAAUGGCCCAACUAAAGUCUUUGCUGCUGCCACCUGCUGGAGAAGAGGGAUACUGUUUUACACUACGUUACCACAUGUUUGGUGCCACAGUGGGCUCCUUGAAGAUGUUUCUGCAGACAGCUAAUCCAUUAAAGAAAACACUGGUGUGGCAAAAAUCAGGAAAUCAAGAGGACGAGUGGCUGUUGAUGCAGAGUCAUGUGACACUACAGCAAGUCCACCAAGUGGUUCUAGAGGCUUCUGUCGGAGGACGGGCAGGAGACAUUGCCAUUGAUGACAUUGGGGUCAGCAGCGGGCCCUGUCCUAAAUCUGAUCUGUGUGACUUUGAGGAGGGGACUUGUGACUGGCAGCAGCACACCAACGAUGACUAUGACUGGGUCAGGAAGUCUGGCUCCAUGAACAACCCCAACACAGGUCCAGAUGCAGACCACACUACUGACACAUCUGUUGGUCACUAUUACUACCUGCCGUCUUCUGCUGCUGACCAUGCCCACCAGACGGCUGCAAUGUCUUCACCUCUAUAUCCUGCAGGGAAAGGAGCGUGUGUACAACUGUGGUACCACCUGUAUGGCCAAGGCGUGGGGACGCUGAAUGUUUACCAGCAGAGUGAGGGAGGACAGGCAGCUUUGAUUCUCUCUCAGACAGGAGACCACGGCAGGAUGUGGAGGUUCACUCAGGCUUCACUUCUGCCUCGAGAACAGCCGUACAAGAUUGUGGUGGAAGGUGUGAAACUUGGCCCCACCCAGGAGGGAGACAUGGCUUUUGAUGAUGUACAGCUGACGGAGGAUCGGUGUCCUGCUCCAGAAUUUUGUGACUUUGAAAUCAACAUGUGUAGCUGGAGCAACCUGGGUGACGGAGUGGAUCAAGGAGACUGGCUCCGUGGCUCAGGAGGCUCCUCCCACCCCCACACGGGGCCUAGUUUUGAUCACACCACCAAUACGACACACGGACACUAUCUUUAUGUGGACUGCACAGUGGGUGAGUGGGGAGAUCGGUCCUUUUUGGUUAGUGAAGUGUUCCAGUGGUCCACCGGAGGGCACUGUUUGACGUUUUGGUACCACAUGAAAGGCGACCAUGUUGGGACUCUCAGAGUUUACAUAAAUGACCGAAAAAUGCAAAAUGGGGGAAAUGAAGAAGGCAUUCUGAAGUGGACUGAGACAGGAAACAAGGGAGACCAGUGGAAGAUGGCCAAUGUCUAUUUUAAACACGAAGAAGCAUUCUGGUUUGUGUUUGUAUAUCAGAGGGGCAGCAAUCCAAGCGGGGAUGUUGCUCUGGAUGAUAUUAGAAUUUCUCCUGGCAGCUGCAGCUUCGAGCCUCCUAUCAACCCUCCUUCCAAUGGACAUGAUACUGUGUCCAUAGUUCUCGCAGUAAUUUUUACCCUGCUGGCCGGUUUUGUCUUCUGCUUCCUACUCUUUUUUCUAAACAAGAAAUGGAGGGCAAAGAGAAAUGAAAACAGAAGUGGGAUUGAUGAAAACUCAGUGAUCGACCUUAACUGUCAAACCAAUAGCACAGAAGAACAUCAAAAUGACUUUUCUUUUGACAACCAAUUGUAUGACCAGUCGCCAACAUUUAGUCAUUCUGAUGCCUGAAAUGUCCAGAAGUUGUUAUUGUUAUUGCUGUCAGUAUUGCCAUUAUUCUUGUUGUUGUUAUAGCUUGAUCAAGAGCAACAAUAAUAGUGGUUAGAAUUUAGCUAGAUAAGACGUUUGGCUCUCGUUAACAAAAACUAUUAUUAGUAAUAUGUGCUGUACACGUUAAAAAAUUAAAUGUUUGUAGGGGUUUAUGGUACUCAAGUCAGGUCUUGAUACAUUUUCUGUACAAAAUGAAAAGCAACAAUUAUUUUUAUUAUUUAAGUUAGUACAUUCAGGCACUUUUAAGUCAUUGUGAUGGUUUGGGGCUGCAUUUCAAACUGCGGUCUGUCAUCUUUGCCCAUGCUAGCUCUCCUGUGUUUCUUCCUCCUGAAGGGUGCCGCAUGUAUCAGGCCCUCUUGUGUAAAUACGGUAUUGACACCUCCUUGACACAUGAUUAUUUAGUCGGUCUAUUUCCUGUGCAUUAUUACUGUAGGUCUGUCAUUAAAGCUUAGUGCAACU
This is a messenger RNA of Cynoglossus semilaevis (tongue sole), 8354 nucleotides long. Its product is annotated as MAM and LDL-receptor class A domain-containing protein 1. Gene Ontology annotation, cellular component: membrane. Bases 735 to 7856 code for a protein of 2373 amino acids. The transcript has 51 exons. Lineage: Eukaryota; Metazoa; Chordata; Actinopteri; Pleuronectiformes; Cynoglossidae. Gene Ontology annotation, molecular function: protein binding. The record is from RefSeq and is a predicted model, not a curated record.